CGGUUCCGCGCCCCUGGGCCCGGAGACUGGGCUUAAGCCCGGGGUUUGUGUAGCGGGGACAAUGCCCUUUUGCCCGGCCCUUCCCAGUGGGAGCAGCCCCGGCCCAGAAAGAGGCACCGAGGACUGUUGUGGAAACGAAGGAGCAGCUGAAACAGGGUUACAACGGGCACCCUUACUACGGCAGCCCCUGCCCGCCCGAAUGAUGCUUCCUGGCCAGAAAGAACUUAUUGCGAUGGGAUCGGGCUUCCCACGUCAGUCAGGGCGUACGUACAAUUUGGCUGGCCGGUUCCUGCAUCAAAUCUGUCUCUCAUCAGCACUGCUGGAAAUGCAUGUAGGAAACGUCUCUGUCUCUUCAGUUCGAGGGCAGCAGGUGGUGCUGCCAGUCUGGUAUAAGAGCAGCUCUCAGAAGAAACCCUAUAUCUUAUGGGUCUUCGAAAGACCUGGAGCCAGUCGAUUGCAGAUAUUGACAUAUAUUAAUGGAAUUAUAAAAGUGGAAGAUACAUCCCUGAAGCAUCGGAUUGGUUUUGUGCACCCCGUGCCACACUUUAAUGUUUCCAUUUUUAUCAACAAUACCCAGGAGGUAGAUUCUGGCCAGUACGUGUGCACAGUCAAUGUGGAGGAUGAUAGCGCCAUCGAUGGGAAAAAUAUUGGACUCAUCAACCUUACAGUUUUGGUUCCUCCAUCUGCUCCGACAUGCCAGAUCCAUGGGAGCCCCUACGUCGGGGGCAACAUCACCAUGAGCUGCAAGUCGCCCUACGGCAAACCUAUCCCCAAGUACCGAUGGGAACGCACUGCACCCACAGCCCAGCACUUCAUCGAGCCAUUUCAGGACCCCAUAAGUGGGAACCUCAUGUUGAAAAAUCUUUCAAGAGAGAUGUCUGGAACAUACAUCUGCACAGCAAAAAACAAUGCUGGUAUCUCCAAGUGCAACAUAACCCUGGAGGUGAAUUCAUACAACAAUGCAGCUGUGAUCGCUGGAGCUGUCGUGGGGUGUCUCAUUGGAAUUGGCUUAAUCACCGUGUGCAUUCUGCAAUUUUUCGUGUGCCGAAAGAAAAAGAAAAAUACACAGGAGGAAAUGGCCAAUGAGAUCAAGGAAGAUGCUGUUGCUCCAAAGACACUUUCUUGGGCUAAAGGUUCUGGUUCAGACACUGUCUCCAAAAAUGGUACCUUGUCUUCAGUGAACACAACUCGGGACCACAAAUUGUACAUGUCCAAGCCUGUCUCAGACACAGCCUCCAUCAUCACUGCUGCUGGCAGCACUGUGGGCUACAAGCCCCAGUACACCACCCUAAGGAGUGGAACUCUAACACCCACUCCCAGCUUAUCCAGCCAGUCCCUGCCUCUCUAUUUCCCCCCUGUGAUGAAUGGCAACCAUUACCAGAACACUGUGCCAAGCAACAGAAAUGCUCUCCACAGGACAAAUGGACCUCAGCUACAGCCCCCCCAGCAAGAACCUGCUGUGCCUCAAGGGCUCACCACCUCCACCCUUGCCAGAAUGGGUGCAGUGCCAGUCAUGGUACCGGCCCAGAGUCAUGCAGGGUCACUAGUGUAAGCAUCCAACAGCUUGUGCACCCUCUACAGAGAAAAGGGUCUGCAAGUGGCCAUUUAUCCUUACCAAAGUGAACAGUUGGGAAACAGAAGGGCAAAGCCACUUGCUUCCUGCUCCAUGCUCAUGCAUAUAUGAGAUGUGUGAGGGGAGCAGUUUACAUGGCAUUUGUGUACAGAAAUUCCCAAGGAACAGGCUGCUUUAGAUACCCUCUGGACACAGCAAAUUCCCCUGCAGCCUCACACACAGCACUCCUCCCCACAAAAACUCCUCCCCACCCCCUGCUCCCUCCCUAUGCUGUUGCCUUAGCACUAGGGCCCACCUGCUUCCCUCCUCUGGUGGGAGAGUUUAUUUAUUGAAGAAAUAUGGCUGGUGUGUGUGUGGUUAUUUCCCCUGCUUUGGGCAGCAGCUCUUUUGGCUUUUUGGCAAAGGCUGUGGCCAAAGGGCUUGAAAAAUGCUCUUGAUAGUGCUGAGUUGGGGACACGGGGGAGAAAUUGGGAGCUGCUUGGCCAAUAGCCACCAUGGUAUCCAAGCUUCAGUUUCAGCCUUUGUGAACUCCAAGAUAUGACCCCUCCUUCCCAUGGUGCCAUUUUGUCUGUUAUAGGAGCAUUUUCCCACUGCUAGCAAAUUGUGCUCACUCCCGGUGCAGAGAGCAGGCUUGUCGUGAGUGGAGUUGGGCCCAAGUGGAGCUUCUGGCUAGGAGGGAACCUGUCCAAGCCUGGCUCUGAGCAGCCAUACAGUGCUGGGAGUCUGUUUGCUAGGGGAGAAGCAUUAUAGUACAGAUUCCCCUAUAGUACAGUCUUCAUCCCCAUCACUAACCAGAUUAAGGCACUGGGCCUAACUGCAUCAUGGCUGCUAGCUAGAGCUGUUAUGAAAGGGUAUCACUGUGAUAGUGUCUGGUGAUGGUAGCUGCCAUGAAUCCCACCCUCUGCCUGGUAAAGCUGGAGAACACCCCUUCUCUUCACCCAUGUACCCCCAAUUGCUUGUGUACUCUAGCAGCUUUAGUUCUCUGGCUAGCAGGGUUCACACUUUCCUCUCUCAUCUCUCACUAUCUGAAUCCCCCAGUCUGUGUCCUGCCUGCAUCAGGUAUUGGGGCAGGGCAGCAGCUCACCUGGGACUUGUACACUCCUUCCUCAACACUGUGGAGAGCUGCACUUUGCAAAGAGCCUAAGCACCCAACAACCAAAGUUGUACCCUGCCUGAGGGGAACAAGGCCUCUGUGUCUUCCCACCAGGAGAGGGUCAUGAGCUUGUGCUACUAACCCAAGCAAAGUGUUCUAGAGUAACCUCGUAGUCUAACCAUUGUUCUUUUAAGGACACCUUCAGCAUUUUGAUUCAUAUUAUGCUAAUGAUUAUAUUUGUUUAUUUAAUGGACUCCUUAAACCUUGUGUAUUUUGCUUUUUUGGGUAGGAAAUAAUUUUAUCCCCAUAGCUACUAACUGCUCUUCCCACCCAGAUCGUCUCCCUCUGGUUGUUGUUGUGCUGGCUAUUUUUAAAUGUCAGCCAGAUCCUUCUGCUGGGUGGGAUGGGGAAGGCGCUGAGAGAUUAUUUUUAUGUACAAUUUUAAAAUGUAAUAUUUUUCAUAAAUGGUCAUUAAAAUAUUUGGUUUUUAUAUUUAAAUGGGAGCUGAGUUAGCUGCACUCCAGAACAGGCACAGCUCAAGACCUUUACCACUGCCACCCACCAGUGCCUGGCAGGCAGACAAAACUAUGCAAACCUCGUGACAGGAGUUGCCAUGGGUAGCAUGGCCCGUGUUAUCAGCAUGCCUCUCCCAGCCCUGUGCAAGACAAAUAUGAAUAAACUACAUCAUAGCCUUGUGGUUCUGUGCCCAACCAGAGCAUUUGUAGGGGAAGGGUUAGCAGGAGUAGCAGCAGGAGUGAAGGCCUAGGUUCUCAAUGGGACCUAAGUGGGAGGUGCCUCACCCUCCUGGCCCCCAUCCCCCUUUCCCCUCCCACCAUGCAACUUUCCUGCACUGGUUCUGGCAGUAGGGAAAAAAGAGAAGCAGCCCACGGUGCAGGAGCAGCUGGAGGUUUGUUGCCACCCAGGGCAGAUGUCACUUGCUGGUAUUUCUGGCCUCUUGACAUGCAUAUUGAUGGCAAAAAAGGAGAUGACAUCUCCCCAGUCAGCACUGAGCCCCUGGCCUCUGCAGCGUAUGCUACCGCCACCCUGGGUACAGUACUACCCAGUUAUACCUAUGACUAAAGCCAUCCUCACCUUGACUAGCCACCCACAUCUCCAUCCCUGAAGAAAGCCUCAUCCACCAAGUUAUAGGCCACUGCUGGGGUAGGAGAAAGGGCAUUGCUCAUCACUCCCUUUGAUGCUGUUCCAGGGGCUGAGCCACAUGACUAGCAUAGGACAGGUCACCUGAUUUCACAAGGCAUUGCCCUUCCCCUACCAUGUAUUCAGAGAAA
Molecule: messenger RNA, 3955 nt
Organism: Alligator sinensis (Chinese alligator)
Lineage: Eukaryota; Metazoa; Chordata; Crocodylia; Alligatoridae
Gene: ESAM
Product: endothelial cell adhesion molecule
Exons: 7
Coding region: 62-1552 (496 amino acids)
Biological process (GO): homophilic cell-cell adhesion
Cellular component (GO): adherens junction; plasma membrane
Molecular function (GO): cell-cell adhesion mediator activity
Source: RefSeq, a predicted model, not a curated record